AUGGAUUUAAACAGCUCUCCUCGUAAGCAGAUUCCAUUAGCACGUGGGGAUGAGACACCUCGUAAACCUUCCGCUCCAUCUCUGACCAGACGGGUCUUCUAUUGCGGGGUCGUGGUUGAGGGUUGUGAUAGUGGCAGAAGGUUGCCCGAAGAUGUCCAAGAUCUGGUUCUAUCUCUAGGAGACCCCUGGUUGAGUCAGAAUGAUAGCCACAUUCUGCCUUCCGCAACAGACACAUCGUUCUCAGAACACCACCAGCCCGACGGUUUGCAGCGUAAACGUGCGCUUACAGAUUCGACGGCUCUAACUGACGUGGUUAACGAACUCGUCAAUACUGAACGAUCGUACGUCAAGAGACUUCAAAUACUGAAGAACGACUAUGCAGACCCGCUUCGACAAUUUUCCCGCAACAAGAACACCGCAAUCUUGCCUGCGUAUGAGGCUAAAACAUUAUUCGGCAAUAUCGACAAUUUACUCCCAGUUAAUGAGGCGUUCCUACUGGAUCUCGAGAAGAUGGUUGCACCUGAUGGUCCUGAAACAGUUGGGGGUGUCGGGGAUGUUGCCCUACGACAUUUCAAAGAUCUACGAGGGUUCGAGUACUAUAAACAGUACUACGUCAAGCGAGAGGAAGCCCAGUCAAUAUUUGAACGCGAGAUGAUGAAGAAAUCGUCUGGUUUCGCCGCAUACAUUGACCGGAUCAAGUAUUCGAAUACCGAUGCCAGGAAUCGUGUUGGUCUGCGCGAGCUACUCAUGGAUCCUGUUCAGCGGAUUCCGCGAUAUACGUUACUCUUUCGCACUAUGAUGAAGUAUAUGGCAUCCGGAGAUCCACAGCGCACCAAAUUGAUGGAAGCCGAUGAUAUCGCUAGCAAGAUCGCUCUUGCAGAAACAGACGAACAAACCAAGCGAGCAGCAAUUAUGCAUUGCCUCAACGCAACAGUGGAUGGUUUUCCUCCUGGCUUGAUUUCAAUUUCACGACGGUUCAUCGAUUGCAUUGAUGUCGAUGAUAUUGUGCAAGAUGGCCUUGCAUCUGCAUCUACCUCCGUCUCUAGCCUCGCUCUCAACGUGCUACAUUGUACGCUAUUUCUUUUCGAUGACAAGUUGAUGAUCGUCAAGCGACCUGGUAAUGGCGAGAAAAGUGGACGUUCGUUAGCUGGCUUGGACGACCUUGAUAGACUUGCGAAGACUGGCGGUUUACCACUGCGCAUGAAGAAAAGUGGCUUAAGUUGCAAAGGUGUCAUUGAUUUACCCGACAUCGUUGCUGCUGACGUCGGUGGUGCUGACUUUCACGUGUAUAUCGAGAAUCCACCUCAAGACCAAAGUGAUCGUUGGUCCGGUCGCUCAUUCCGUUGUCUUUCUGUUGUCUUCCCUCCUGCGCCAGCAAACCUCGACCCUACUCGGACUACCAGCGAGAAGGACCGGUUCCUCGAGAAUUUAUGGAAUGCGCAGGCGAAAUACAGGACUAAGUCAGGACAAUCAGUUGUCUUAUGCGCUGAUGAGCGUGAAGUAGAGUCGAGAGGAGGAAGGGUUACUAUGGCUCGCACCUACUUCAAUGUAUACCAACGAACAGCCUUUUUGCAAGAACCCAAAAAGACAAAGAUCGUCAUGCAUAUAGACACGUUGGGGACCGCGGACCCCAUUCCAUUUGGAAUAAACGGACCUCCAUAUGUGGUAGUCAGAAUACAACCUAUGGCGGGGGAGAUCUCGCGAUAUACAGUUACCUCCAGCGAUCCGUCUGACGAGUCGGAGGAAGACAUUGUUCAAACUGCAAGGAUACCAGGUCGCAUUGUCCAAACAAUCCAUCAAUACGGCCUGUUCAAGUUUAAAACUAGCAAUGACUCCCGUCCUGCUACCCCAACUGCGAGCUCAAGGUCUCGGGCACAUAUAUUUAGCCUGGACGUGAUCUCAAGAAAUCUAUUCAACGCCAUACCAGGUUCUUCCAAGGGUGAUUUCUUCAGUGGUUCCAUUAAUAGUCAUCGCCGGUCGAAGUCAUCUACUAGUCGCUCAUCUAUCUACACCCAAACAACAACAACUACAGGCGACGGAAGUUUGACCAAGUUCUCUCGUCGAUCCAAUUCGACGGCUACUGCUCCAACUUCUUUGGCAGACGAUGACUCUCUCUAUGCCACCAAAUCUUCGAGUUCGCGCAAAAAAUUGGUCAAAAGAAGUCGUUCACCGGGCACUUGUCGUUCCUCUCCAUUAUCCCGGCAGACCUCUCCGUCACGAGACAGUUCCGGAAUAUCAUUCUAUAGCGAUGGAGAGGAAGAGUUACCAGUUCGCCAGGACCCAUCUGACCAAGAUUUAUCACUGCGUCUAGAACUCGCGCGACGCAACAGCCAGAACCAGCACGGAAAGCAGGCCGCGAAGCCUUCGUUGGAUAGACCAGGAGAAGACACUAUCUAUGAAGAUGAUCCACCUCGGUCUUUACGUCCCACUUCUCGAGCCUCAAUAGCAGCAAGUCAGCGAUCGACGACUCCUCGUCUCACAUCGACAUCUCCAGGCACAGGAACACGGCGACCUCGUUCUCGAUUUGGUCCUCGUAGCAUCUCCCCAUUGCCACCGAAGAGUCCGACAAGUACUCCACCCGAUCUUCCAUCCAUGGAUGAUGAGCUUGCGUUAGAAGCCCAUAUUGCGUUGGAAGACCACAUAGACUCUUUCCAAGAUGAUUCAUCUUCCAUUGAGGAUGAUGUUCCCUCUCCAUUACCACGCAGUAGACGUCAACCAUUCGUUACGACUGAUAAUAUGGAUUCCACGCCGAGACAGUCCAGCUCAACAACAGGCAGCGUGGAGCCACUCUCAAUCAAAAAGAAGCCAUCUACCAGGUCUAGUACAUAUACUCCAAGCCGUAAAUCAUACACGAGAAUUUCCCCGCUGUCCAAGAGCACGGCGAGGAUCGUGUCUCCACGCAAAGUUUCACCUCAAAUUCGAAUCGCGCGUGUAGCCCACGCUCAUUCUCCCCAAGUUGACCAUGCAGACGAACUAUUGCGAUUCUCCCUAUCUACCAAAGAUGAUGUUGAGUCAUCACAUCGUGUCAUCAAACGGAUGAAAUUGGACCUACAGGAGAUUCGAGCUAGUGAUGACAUAGCGAGUCUCGACGAAUCACGGAGAUGCUCUUCUCCUGAUAAGUCACUUGCUCGCACCCCACAGCGGCCAAUUCCCCAGCCCAUCACCAGGGAAGCGCAGCAACGACUAGACGAGAUGAGACAAUUGAUCAGUAAACGCCAGCAGGAGGGUACCCCUUUCAGUCGACCACGAAGUUUUGUGACAGAACUAUCUACGCCUGCACCACCUGCAACACUGAGUAUAUCGAACGUCAACCUGUUGAGCGAGUCCGUUGCUGAUGCUGACAAGCUCUUGGCUUCUGCUUUGUCAAGCCAUGAGACAUUGCACCAGAACCUUACGCAAGUGGUGUCUGAUUUCAAGGAGAAACUAUCUGACUUGGAGAAAGCUCGAGUGGAACUUCAGAACACGAAACGUCAAUGCGAACUUGUGAAGAGUCUUCUUGCAGAUGCUACAGCAGAGAAGGAGAUCAUGUACGAGGCGUUCAACGAAGAGCUAGAUGCUAUGUAUAACGAUGCACAUCUCCCGGAUGACGAAGCAUGGACUAACAUGACGGCUGAUCUUCGCGAGUCGAAGGAAUCGCAGAAUGCACUGAGAAAGGAGAACUCGCAAGUACAUUUGAAAAGGAGGCUAGCUGAGGUCGAAUCUGAAAAAGAAGAAUGGGGUGUAUUGCUGCGGGCACACGGACUUAUCCCUUAG
Suillus discolor is the source of this 3753-nucleotide messenger RNA. RefSeq lists its product as uncharacterized. The coding region runs from base 1 to 3753 and encodes 1250 amino acids. The record is from RefSeq and is a predicted model, not a curated record. Gene Ontology annotation, molecular function: guanyl-nucleotide exchange factor activity. The transcript has 14 exons. NCBI's taxonomy places the organism in Eukaryota, Fungi, Basidiomycota, Agaricomycetes, Boletales, Suillaceae.